AGAAGAAGAAGAAGAAGAAGAAGAAGAAGAAGAAGAAGAAUAACGGGUUUGAACUUCACGCCUGAAAUACAAUGACUUUCGCUAUAAAUGUUGUCAAGCCUGAGUAGUUAAAAAUUUAAAAUCCCAUAAAAAUGGAGGAGAAGAGUUACAGUAGGGUCUGCAUCACAGGAGGAUCUGGAUUUAUUGGUUCCUGCCUUGUCAAAAAGCUUCUGGAGAAAGGUCAUACCGUCCAUGCAACUCUGAGGAACCAAGGGGACACCUCCAAAGUAGAUCUCCUGAAGUCCUUUCCAAAUGCAGAGAACAAAUUAGUGCUGUUUCAAGCUGAUAUUUACAAUCCCACUGAGUUCGAACCUGCAAUUACAGGGUGUGAAUAUGUUUUUCAUGUGGCUACCCCAAUGUUACAUAACACCCAAAGCUCUCAGUAUAAGGAUACGGUUGAAGCGGCUGUUGCCGGGGUUAGGGUCAUCGCUGAUGCUUGUAUCCGGUCGAAAACCGUGAAGCGGCUCAUCUACACUGCGUCUGUAAUGUCCUCUUCACCUUUGACAGGAGAUGGAGUCUGUUUCAAGUCUUGUAUUGAUGAAACCUGUUGGACACCUUUUGAUGUUUCCUUCACUUAUGCCAAUGACUUUACAAUGGGAUACAUUAAAUCAAAGACACUAGCAGAGAAAGAGAUUCUGAAUUAUAAUGAAUAUGAUAAUAGUAGGCUUGAAGUUGUAACACUUGCUUGUGGCCUAGUGGGAGGAGAAACACUUCUUCCUUAUGUACCAUCAUCUGUGGAAACAAUUUUAUCUCUGCUUUCGGGCAAUUUAUUUUUCUCAAAUGCAUUGAAGUUUUUGCAAGAACUUUGGGGUUCAAUUCCUCUUGUUCACAUUGAAGACAUUUGUCAAGCACAUAUCUUCUGCAUGGAAAACCAAUCAAUGAAAGGUAGAUUCCUCUGUGCUGCCACAAAUCCAACCAUAAGAGCGAUUGCAAGUUCCUUCCAAGAAAAGUUUCCAGAAUAUCAGAUAGCGAAAGAAUUCAUUGAAGGACCAGAUAAAGGAGUUACAUUUGAUUCUACAAAGCUAAUGAAGAUGGGUUUUGAGUAUGCAUAUGAUACAAAGAAGAUAUUAGAAGAUAGCGUGGCAUGUGGAAGGCGAGUCAGAUAUCUAAUCAAAUGAGCAUUCUGAACUCUUGAGGAAAUGUAUUAAUAAUUUGAAAAAAUCUAAAAACACAACUUUUGUACCAUAACUCUUGUCAUAAUGUGAUUGAUUAUGAGCAAGGGAAAAAAAGUAGUGAAUUUAUGUAAAAAUGAUUGUUCAUCACUCAUAGUCAAUCACUUCAACAAGUUGUAAUAAUUGGCAAAUGAUAUGAUCCAGUUGCAGAGCUAGGAUUUGAUUUCAA
Quercus robur (English oak) is the source of this 1380-nucleotide messenger RNA. Its product is annotated as anthocyanidin reductase ((2S)-flavan-3-ol-forming)-like. The coding region runs from base 132 to 1157 and encodes 341 amino acids. The record is from RefSeq and is a predicted model, not a curated record. The transcript has 5 exons. Gene Ontology annotation, molecular function: oxidoreductase activity, acting on the CH-OH group of donors, NAD or NADP as acceptor. Lineage: Eukaryota; Viridiplantae; Streptophyta; Magnoliopsida; Fagales; Fagaceae.